Oncorhynchus gorbuscha (pink salmon) is the source of this 6764-nucleotide messenger RNA. It is a transcript of the gene mapk8ip1a, whose product is annotated as mitogen-activated protein kinase 8 interacting protein 1a. The record is from RefSeq and is a predicted model, not a curated record. Gene Ontology annotation, biological process: regulation of JNK cascade. Gene Ontology annotation, cellular component: cytoplasm. Gene Ontology annotation, molecular function: protein binding. Bases 747 to 3155 code for a protein of 802 amino acids. Lineage: Eukaryota; Metazoa; Chordata; Actinopteri; Salmoniformes; Salmonidae. The transcript is spliced from 12 exons.
GGUCAUUCCAUGGCGUGAGAACCAACCUAAACAACAACACAAUGGAAGCCAUGAUGUUCUAAGCAGGGCCACAUACCUUCCAAAUCCUCCCUCCCUCAGACCAGGGAUAAAAGGGAAGAAGGCUCUAGUUCAGCACUACAGCGGCUCCAUUGAUCCUAGCAGUCACCACUUCCCUUCCCUCAGUCUUGCCCUCCCUGUGUACGGCUGCCUGGCCUGCGGAGGAGGAGGCAGGCAAACGGAGUAGAGCUGCAUCGAUUCAAGCCGCCCAUCAUACAGGAGGCAGGGACUUACAGGAGGAGAACCUACCCAGCUAGGGCUGAUGGGCUGGGGCUUGAGCGAGUGAUUGAGUCACCCGAUCGCCAGUCUCUUUACUGUCCACCUGCAGCCUGCACCUCCCCCCAUCCUCCUCCAGUCAUUAUUCUGGACCAGAGGGGGAGUACAAAUACACAGAGAGGAGAUAAGUGCCUGGGUGGAGCCCGUGGUGAAGAGAAGAGAGCUCUAUACUGUGUGUGGGGAAAAGGAAAAAUAAGCUUUCUUUAGCUUCAGAGUCCCUCUCUAUCAGUGGUGUGGUGGUGUUGUUGUUGUUGUUUUUGUUGCUGAUGCUGUUGCUGACGUGUGGGCCAGAGCGGAUGGAGAUUGAAAAGUCAGGACUGUGAAUGAUGCUCUGUUGAAAGGCGGAAGUGCUGUAAUUGCCUGUUGAAUCGACCAGUUCCUCGUCCAUCUGCCUACCCUGCCCAGCCCAGCUGAUGUUGCUCUACCUCAGUCUGGCCAUGGAGUCCAACGAGGAUGGGGAGAAUUGGAGGGAGGAGGAGAAUGGAGAGAAGUGGAUGGAGGACCAGUGGGAGAAAUGGCUGACCCAUGACAUUAGCCUGGAGGAGUUUGAGGACGAGGACCUUUCUCAGGUCACAGAGAUCACUGAUGAGGCUGGAACCAGCCUUAACUACGACGACCUUGACUCUCAAGACCAUGUGACGUGGCCAGCCAGUAGCGAAGCGGGGAAGGCAGACGGGCGGGGGUUCAGGGAAGUGCAGGCGGAGAUGCUCCACUUGGAACUGAUCGAUGCUGAGGGGGAGAUCCAGGAGGAAGAGGAGCACUGGGGCCUGAUCCAUGGUUCCCUCGGCGACCACAGACUCAACCAGGGAGAGAGAGGGGCCGUCGUUCUAACUCCUGUCAGACAGCAGCAGCCCAAUGUGAUAGAAUUCAAAUCUGCUGAACAUCCAGUCGCUAUGGAUACGUACAGGCCCAAGAGACCCACCACACUAGCGCUGUUUCCACAGGUGCAGCCUCAGCCUCCUCAGCCUCCCAGGACUCAGGACAAGGAUACAAUUAACAACAACUCAUUUGGAAAGAAGGACACAUGGAAGGAGAAUCUGUCAAACUCAAACUCCUCCUCCCCCCACAUAACAGGCGAUCUGACACCCACUAAGGAGCAGGUCAACGAUGAGUCUAAAGUCCAGCAGCACAACGAUGGCUCUGUGGCCAAACAACCCCAACACAGAGGUAGAGUACCAGAGAAGGCAGUCAAGGCAUACAGCAAGGACUACUCCACGUUCAUCUCACAUGGACCGACAGAAUCACGGGGCAGGCGGCGUGACGCAAAGCAGCGGGAUAAGAAGUCCUCCACUGCUCCGCACAACCGGACGACAGCAGCAAAGCCGAAAGCAGACAGCGUGAGAGACAAAGCUGUGGAUGGGGAUAGGGAUGGGAGCAGGGGGCGAGGAGGACAGGGGCAUGGGCGGGGGUGCUGCAGUGAGGAGGAGCGCCAGCCAGAAGCCACGCAGGAGAUCUACCUGACACCGGUACACCAGAAGAACACAGACACUGACUGUCCAGACUCUGACCGUCCCUUCCUGUCUCAGAGCAGCGAGGGCAAUCGCAUGUCAAUCAGCUCUGACGCGGAGGGACCCCCAGCGUACACAAACACUGCCCUCCCCAACCGAACAAACCCCUCUAUCAGCGAGGAGGACGAGGUCUACCUGCACCCCCCUGCACCUCCUCCACGUUCCUUCUCCAUCUCCUCAUGCUUUAGGCCAUCUGACAGUGAGGGAGGGGAGCGGGAAAGGGGGUUGUGGGACAGGGACUCUAAGUCUAGCUCUAAGGGUGAGUCGGGGGGGUCGGGGGCCCUGCGGACUGCACACGCUCAGAGCUCCGAGGCCGAUGGCCUCUCCUAUGACUCUGUUAAGUACACCCUAGUGGUGGACGAGCACGCCAAGUUAGAACUGGUGAGCUUGAAGCAGUGCUACCAGAGCUACAGUGAUGAAAGCGACACAGAGACGGUAUAUGAGUCAGCCAACGAGGAAGAGGACUAUGAGGUGGAUCACAGCGAGCUGAAGAGAGAAAGGAAGUCAUCACGUCUGUCGAGGGCUUCUUCGUCCUCUGAGGCAGGAGUUGGCGGGGGACCUCGAACACGCAAGUUCCGCAAUGUGUUUGUGAACAGACAUUUACAUUCCUCUGGUGCGGAGUCCUUUGGCCUGUUCUCCUGUGUGUUGGAUGGAGUAGAGCAAGAGCAGAGCCACAGAGCUGUGUUUAGGUUUGUCCCUCGCCAUAGCGAUGAGCUGGAGCUAGAAGUGGACGACCCUCUGCUUAUGGUGGUUCAGGCUGAUGAUCUGUGGUGUAAGGCCUACAAUAUGAGAACUGGGGCCUGCGGCAUCUUCCCUGCCUACUACGCUGCCAAGGUCACCCAGGAACCCAUCAAAGAUAACAAAGAUGACUGGGUAGACAGGUUCCGAGUGAAGUUCCUGGGUUCUGUUAACGUACCCUACCACAAAGGCAACGACGUGCUUUGUGCUGCUAUGCAAAAGGUUGCUAACAACCGCCGGAUGACCAUGCAGCCUCCCUCUGCGUGUAUUCUGGAAAUCAACCUGAAGGGGGUGAAAAUCAUUGUGCAAGAUGAAUGUAGGACCUCGGAAAGAGGGGAUAAGUGCUUUCACUUUUUUCAACUUAAGAACAUCUCCUUUUGCGGCUGUCACCCAAAACAUAACAAGUAUUUUGGAUUCAUCACCAAACAUCCUGAUCACCAGAGGUUUGCUUGCCACGUGUUUAUGUCAGACGACUCCAUGAUGCCUCUGGCUCAGUCUGUUGGAAAAGCCUUUCAAUUGUACUACAAGGAAACGGUGGGCUACUCAUGCCCAACGGAGGACAUCUUCAUUGAGUAGCUUUCUUCUGGCUAUAGUACAUUUCUCCAAUGUUGUGUCAUGAUGAAACAACUUGCAUUGGUGGAUUACUGCAUUGAAUGGUAACUAACUUCUAGUAAUAUUGAUCUGUCACACAGGUCUACUUGGUGCGGUCUUCCUAUUCACUGUCGUGAUUCCACAGCACAAACAGAAAUACCCAAACUAAAGCAUUACCAAUCCUAUCCAAAAGAGCAAACAUGUAUCUUCCUUAAAAGAAAAAGAAGGUAAUUGGCCAAAAGUACAGUACUUUUAAAUGUCAAGUAUGCAGCCAAAUAUAAGGCCCGGCACUACAGUACAGAAAAUCCCAAAAGUAGUUACAGAUUUCAGAUCUAAUUCAAUAUCACACUCAAAAUCAAGAUAGAAUAUGUUUCUAUGUGUGUGGCUUUACGAGCAAUUCCAAAUGAUAUGAGAUCACGAUAUCAAGUCACCUGGAAACCUUGUCUUGGCACAGAGGAAGACAGAGAGGCAGUGAUUUCAAUCUGUCCGUAUGUGUCCCUGGACUGUUUUUAAAAUCACACUGUGUUUGAUUUCAGAUUCAGUUAGUAUGUAUGUUGGAUGGGAAAGUGUAUUAAUGGAUUAAUGUUCCCCAUCACAUCAUAACAGGCUUUAAAUGAAGCCCCGUUCAUCAUUCUCACCAAUGAACUCUGACUAGGGCCUCUCAUCUAUCUUCCAAUACCAAAAAGGUGAAUUCACUUUUAUUUUUCUCUUAAUGUGACUCCGUACAGCCAAUGGCAAUGUCCGCUUUAGGCUUGUGGAUUUGACAACUCUUAACGCAGUUCCACCUCUGACACCUCCAAAACAACUGCUAUGCGGAUGUCGGCCAAAGCGGAUAUGAUUUAAUAGAGCCCAUACUACUACCGUAACUUGGAAACAAUAUUUUUGGCCCAAAUGGUAAGGUGGGAUUCCUUUAUUAGGAAAAUACUUUAAUAAAUAUGAUCUUGGAAUCACUGUGGUCUUUCCACUUUAAAAGUCACCCAGAAGGCAUGUGUUCUAAAAUCAUGUUUUCAAACCACAAGUAGUGCCUAUUUUCUAAUUAUUGUGGUUACUGUAUACAUGAUGUAUUUCCUUUUUAUUUGAGAAGGUUAUCCUGGCACUGUGGGACAGAUGUAAUACCUGUACAAUAUAAAUAUGCUGUUUGUAAAUGAAAUGUCCUACAGUUAGUUUGAUCAAACCGGGUGUGUAUUGCAUGAUAUCAAUGUCAAACAAAACAUUGUAGAGAAAAAAAACACAGGAUGUCAAUUCUUGUCAUUAAAUGUGAAGGUGUUUGCAUCCUCUCUGAAAUUUAUGAUUUAUAUUUUCCUUGAUGAUUCCAUCUCUAAACAACACUCGAAGAGGUAGCCUGAGGUGUAAAAAUCUUCCUGGCCAUGCAGUGAGACAUUAUUGCCAUGGGCGACAUUGUGACACACAGCAACAAUUUUUAUAUUAGGUGAUACAGGGUUGGUAAUCAUAAAUUACAUACAAAUAUAUCACAUCAUAAAUAACUACAUACAAGAAUGUGUGUUACCAGGUAGGGAACACUGUAUUACAGUUCCAACCUGCAGAGAUGUUAUCGUAAAAUAAAACUUUCACACUUCUCAGACAGACAGGUUCUCUCUCAUAGUACUAAAUAUAUAACAGUUCUACAGAAAUUCGCCUAGAGUAAUAAGCCUAAUAAGCCUACACCGUUGUAACACAGACACUAUAGUUGUAACAGGGUUAAUGACAAAUUUAGUUUGCCAGUGGAAGUAUAAGUGUGUUAAUGGGAGGCCAAGGGGCCAUUGGGAGGUCAGCCUCAGUCCAGGCUCAGUUCUCUGAGGAGUCAGUCUCCUCGGUGGAUCCGUCACUCUCCAUCUCGAUCCUCUUGCGGUGGUGAAGGGACUUGCGUGGGGAGGCCUUCCUAGGGGGCUCCUUGUGUCCUGGUACACUGCUGCUGCUGUUGGACGUAGGGCUGAUAGCGAUCUGGGCAAUGCUGUAGAGAGCAUAGAGAUAUCAUAACAUAUUACAAUAUAAUAUUAUUUAAUCCUGUUGAGAGGAGAGGAUACACAGUACUACGGAACUGACUGAGCUUCCAACCAGAGGGUGACUGAAGGUUCAUAGUCAAGUUGUGUCAAGGCAAUGAAGGCAUGCAACGUGCUCUAUUAGCCAUUUUAACAGUGUAGUAGAAACAUGGGUAAAUUUAGGUUUUGAUUAUAGUACAUUAUGUGCUCCAGUUUACUCACAGUUUCUCCACUUCCUGGUCCAUCUCAGGGUCAAUGAGAAGCUCUGACUUGUUUGGUAGGGCACCUAGCAAGGUCAACUCAAUUACAAACACUAGAUAAAACAGUGAUUAAAUGAAAAGCCUUUUAAGGUACAUUUAUUGUAUUUCAUUGUAGUUCUAUUUCAUUAUUGGAACAAUAGUCUUUGUUGUCAAUAGAUAACGACACAGUAGGCUAGUUCUCACCAAUGUCCUGGUUGAUGCCCUCAUGUCUGACCAGAGCCAUCACAAAGCCAUAGAAUGUCACUCUCUGUGUUAGCUCCAGAACCUCUCUAAUGGCAGAUGUAGAAGGAUGGCUAUGGAGAAACACACAAGAUCAAUAAAUCACUCUAACUUAAAGCGGCAAUAUGUAACUUUUUCGGUGACCUGACCAAAUUCACAUAGAAAUGUGUGUUAUGGAUCUGUCAUUCCCCCCCCAAAAAAAUCUAAAAUGCAGUAGAUCUGUUCUAUGAGCACUAUUUCUAUACUUCCUGUUUUUAAGUUUAGUUUUUGCGUCCUUUACUUUCAGUUUUGUACAAAAGCUUCAAACAGCUGAAAUUACAAAAAAAAAUGGGUUUGGAAAAUAUAUUUAAAAGCUGUUUAGAUGGUACAAUAAUUCUCUACACUAUACUUGCUUGUUUUAUCACAUAAACUGAUAUUAGGCAAACUAUUCCAUUUUUAGCAACCAGGAAAUGGUGGAGCGAUUUCAACAUAGAGCAUCUCUAAUCAGGAGUUAUGUACCCUAGUAGUUCAAUACAACUUCAUUUGACCCCCCGGUAUGAUCUUCUCCCGAGUGCUGGCGUUACCUGAGAAUCAUUGAAUGUUUGUUUAUAUUGUCAUUGUAGGCUAGUCACAAUAUGUAUUUAGAUGUAUUGUAAUCAUGGAACUAUUUCUUACUUGUGUUUGAACCUUUCACAAAGCACCUCGAUGCACUCUCCAAAGACAGAGGAGUCCACUCCUUCCUGGGCCUCAGUUUCCUCUGUGGCCACCUGGGGGAGCUGUUCCACUGAGGUAGAGGUUGGGACGAUCACAGUGUUGGGGCUUUUCCCUGACAGCAGGUCCUGGUAGAUCACAGCAAUACUCUCCAGGAACUCUGUUAGUGGAAAGUAAAAGGAAUACAGGAUUUCAGGUGACACAGUACAACCUAGAGUCUACCCAGUUAGAGUCUGAAAAGGAUCUAGUGCUCUAUAGCAUUAGAGUUUAUGUAACCGGUUGCAGCACCGCCUGGUAUGGCAACUGCUCUCUGCAUCGGACUAUAAGGCGCUGCAGAGGAUAGUGCGUACGGCCCAGUACAUCACUGGGGCCAAGAUUCCUGCCAUCCAGGACCUAUAUACUAGGCGGUGUCAGAGGAAAGCCCCAAAAAUUGUCAAAGACUCCAG